Echinostoma caproni is the source of this 890-nucleotide messenger RNA. Lineage: Eukaryota; Metazoa; Platyhelminthes; Trematoda; Plagiorchiida; Echinostomatidae. The record is from the annotation of a GenBank genome assembly.
AUGUUGACGUCUGGUUGGAAUACUGUCAUUUUGCUAUCAGUAACUACGACCCGAGUUCCGCAGAGUCUGCCAUGGUGGCACAGGAAAUAUUCGAAGCUGCUUUAUCCCAUCAGGGUCUAAAUGUGGCUUCCGGCACCGUCUUAUGGGAAGUUUAUCGGGAAGUUCAGUUCCUGAUAUUGGCUCAUUUAUCGAAGGAUCCAUCACAGACAGUCGAUGAACAUCUGCGACAGAUGGACAAACUAUUUCGCCACAUGCAAAACACGCUCACAGAAUACGAGGAAUUUCUCAAAGGUGUCGGGUCCAGUUUGUACUCUUCCACCGACAACAGAUCACCGGUCCCUCCAGAUUGCAUGGAUGAGUACAAAAAAGCCACUGCCCAGUUGGAAUCCUUGCUUGAAUUUGAGGAGAAAAUUGAAGAGGAUGUCCUCUCCGUGGAUAAGCCUCGACUUCUACGUACUUUUGCGCGGGCGGUUCGCAAUUGCCCAUGGUCUGUGACACUUUGGUUGCGAUACGCCCUAGCCACUGAGGUCACCGUGACUGAAGAGCUAGCGAAUGGUGGAACUAACGGAUUGGAUGGCACGGAACACAGUGACGCAGAGAAUCGGGCAUUCGCUAAGGUGGAAGCCGUUUUUGAAACUGCUGUGAUUUCAGGUUUUCAGGAGCCAUCCAAUCUAUUGCAGUUAUGGGUUGCUUAUUGCGAUUAUCGUCUGCGACGUUUGCUUCGUACCGAGAAGAAAUCAACUGAAUGGGAAAUUCAGUUGUCCAACCUGCGGGAUACAUUUACUCGUGCAUCUUCCGAACUGUUCCAACGUGAGUAUUCAUUAUGUUUUCAGUUUGUUGUACGGCGGGGCCUUCCAAUCUUGGCCGCGCUAUGCGUUUUUCCAUCAUAG